AUGGCGGAAAAAGACGAGAUAGAAAACGAACUGCUCAAGGAGGACGAUUUAUCAACUAGCGAAGAUGAUCCGACCAUAAAAAACGUCCUUCGAUCGAUAGAUGCUCAUAUGGCUACUUUGGCGAACAAUAUGUCAAAUAUGAGUCAAGAAAUCCGCAAAAUAAAACAAACUCCAACCGCUACUGCCAAACGAGAUUCUCGGGCCGUGGAGUCAGCAGAGUCUUUGACUCUGAGCAGCAAGAAAAGGAGGUCGAAUGAUCAAGAAGGGAGUGAUGUUGAUGCCCUGAUCGACGACCAUCCUUCAGAGCAAGAGACCGAAUCAGCUGAAACUAAAGAUGGCGACGAGGAAGAUGCAUUCCUCACAACGUUAGCUAUGGAGUAUUCGGCUGACGAUAAAACAAGUAGUCCGGUCUCGACUCAGCUGGCUGAUAUCGUCAAUAAGAGAUGGUCGUCAAAAUUAUCGGACGACAAAUUCAAAGAGAAAAUAGCGAAAUAUUACCGACCAGAGAACUGCGAACGAUUGUUUGCUCCCAAGGUAAAUCCCGAAAUUUGGUCCCGAAUAUCAAACAUGGGCCAACGACAGGACCUUAAACUUGUCGCUAUCCAAAAAAUCUUGGUGGCAGUUGGCACAGCUCUCACACAGUCUGCUCAACUGCUUAUGAAUGCUCGCCAAACUGGCGGCAUUCGGCGCCAUGAUGGCGGCGAAAACAACACCAUGAACGAAGUUCUCACACUUCAA
Paramuricea clavata is the source of this 738-nucleotide messenger RNA. The record is from the annotation of a GenBank genome assembly. NCBI's taxonomy places the organism in Eukaryota, Metazoa, Cnidaria, Anthozoa, Malacalcyonacea, Plexauridae.